CACAAAUAAUUGCAUUAUUGAAGUUUUGAACUAUUAAAAAAUAAUUCGUUGCAAUUCGUUGUAUUGCUCGGGUUUACAGGUCUUAAUAUAAUUCAAUCGAAGCUUAUUUUCUUUAUUGUCUCACUCAUGCCCUUCUCUGAUGGUGAUAGGCUCUGCUAGAAAUUUUGUCUCUGGGAUGGAAAGUCAAAGGCUCAGGCUGAAUCAUAGCUGAUAGGUUAUAUUUUGAGUGUUUAUCAUGGACAUUGGUGUUUAGGAGACAAUUUCGGACAUUUUGUGCUUAGGAGACAUUAUUGACAGCAUUGGUAUUUACUAUUGCAAUAGAUAUUGGCUGGCUCAGAUAAUUGAAGCUGGAAACUUGUUUGUCCUGUAAUUAAAACCAUCAUCAAAUAGGUAGGUACUAGGUACCUACUUUCACAUCUUUUGUCCAAAUAGGUAAGUACCUAGUUCACUACUUCUGUGUUCCAAAAAUCCAUUUCAGCAUCACAAUUGCAUCUAAAAUUAGCUUUCAAAAGAAACGUCUUAGCUCGAUAAAAUUGCAUCAGUUGAAUAGAUAUCCGUAGCUAGGUACAUUGUAUGCGCUUUAGUUUAGUUUGUGUUAUGUACCAAGAAAUUAAAAAAAAAUAUUGUCUGCGUCACCCAAAAAAACUUAAAAAGAAAAGUUAUGUAUUUACUUUGAAAAAAGAAAAUAAAAGAUUUUUUUUUUGGCAGGACAUUUUGAGGUGCUUGCCUUCUAAUAUUUAAGUAGGUGCCAUAUUUCUGGAUCUGCAAAUGUACCUAGUUAUUUGUAAAAUAUAAUCUAGGUUUUGUCUAAUUGUUUUCUCUGUAUUUCUUUUUUCUUAGCCCCUGUUCCUCAAAAGGGCUGAAUCUGAUAGGUGUCUACAGCAAUGAUAUAUUAAACAUCUGACAACCUCAACCUGGGCAAUAAGCAUUACAGUGGAUAGUUAUUUUUUACAUCAAACCUCGACAAUAACAAGGACAUUUAUGCAACACCUUCCAACAAUAACAAUAUCUGUCACAUCUGUUGCAUUCCACCUUAAAAAGUCAUCAAAAUUGUGUUUCUUUAAUGAAAAAAACUGAAGUUUUACCAUGUUCUUCACUCACUUCAGUACCUACCUUCCUAUUUUCAGUGAUUGUAGUGCUAAUUAAUACUGUGUCUGGCUUUGUCAUUGUUUCCAGUAAUCCAAGAAUGUUGUCAUCACUAAUUCGCCUGCAGGCCUGUAGGACUGUGCCAUUGAAGAGCACCAUCUUGCAGGCUACCAGGGUGCCGCUGCGGACCCCAGUGAACCGGCCAGUGACGCGAUGGGCGCCUCGGCAGCCGGUGGGCAGAGCGCCGGCUCGGUCCGGCCGGCCCGUUCCACCUUUCUCCAUCCUGCCUCUCGGCCUGAGCGUGUCGGCUGUUUGCGUGUGGCGCUGGCGUCUGGGGAGCGUCACGGCACGUUGUGAGCACGAGCACAGUCGCGUGGUGCCGGAGGAGCCGGCGACGGAGCGACUGCGACUGGACUGGCGCCGCCUCUGGAGCCUGCUCAGACCCUACCUGCACUACCUGAUCGGAGCCGUCUGCAGUGCAGCCAUAGUGGCGCUAUGUAAUGUGGAGAUUCCACGUCUGCUGGGAGACCUGAUCAACGUGCUCACCCACUUCGCGUCUGCGGAGGGUGGCGGCCUCCACUUCACCGAUGAGCUGCGCGCACCGGCCCUGCGACUCAUCUCGUUCUAUGGACUUCAGUCUCUGUUCACGUUCGCCUACAUCGUGUGUCUGUCGUACAUGGGCGAGGGCAUGGCGGCCGACCUGCGCUCGCAGCUGUUUUCCGUGCUCAUGCAGCAAGACGUAGCCUUCUACGACCACCACAAGACGGGCGAGGUCAUCAACCGACUCACCACUGACGUCCAGGACUUCAAGAGCUCGUUCAAGAUGUGCGUGUCGCAGGGCAUGCGCAGCGUAGCGCAGGUGCUGGGCUGUGUGGCCGCUCUGUACCACAUGUCACCGCAGCUCACGCUCGGCUCAGCUGUGGUGAUCACCUCUGUGAUCAGUGUGGGUACACUGAUCGGCAGGGGACUGCGAGAGCUCUCCCGCGAGGCGCAGCAGCAGGUGGCGCACUCGACGGCGGUAGCUGAGGAAGCCGUCGGGAACGUACGAACGGUGCGAGCCUUCGCCAUGGAGGAUAGCGAGACGGAAAUAUACGUGGAGGAGGUGAACAAGUCUCGUGACAUGCAUAUCCGGCUGGGAAUUGGCAUCGGCUGCUUCCAGGCAGGCGCCAACCUGUUCAUGAACAGCGUGGUGCUGGCUACUCUCUACUACGGCGGCUACCUGAUGUCCAUGCAGCAGCUCUCGGCCGGCGACCUGAUGUCCUUCCUCGUGGCAUCUCAGACCAUCCAGCGCUCCCUGGCGCAAAUGUCCAUCCUGUUUGGGACGUUCGUGCGUGGGAUGAGCGCUGGUGCACGUGUGUUUGAGUACAUCAACCUGAAGUCUGAGAUCCCGAUCCGCGGCGGUGAUAUAAUUCCUGUCAGUCAGCUGACUGGCAGCGUGGAGUUCCGUGACGUUACAUUCAGCUACCCCACCCGGCCCGGAGUGACGGUGCUGGACGGCCUUCAGCUGAAGGUGCCGUCGGGUCACAUGCUCGCCCUGGUCGGAUACUCUGGAGGAGGAAAGUCCACCUGUGCGGCUCUGCUGGAGAGGUUCUAUGACCCGGUAUCUGGCCAGGUUCUCCUAGACGGUCACGACCUGCGCUCUCUGGACCCUCACUGGCUGCGCGGCCGUGUCAUUGGCUACAUCAACCAGGAGCCGGUGCUGUUCGCCACCUCCAUCCGGGAGAACAUUCGCUACGGCAGGGAGGACGCCACUGAUGAGGAGGUGAUGCAGGCGGCGCGCCUGGCCAACGCGCAUCACUUCAUCUCCGACCUGCCGGACGGUUACGACACGGCGGUCGGCGAGCGGGGAGUCACCCUGUCCGGCGGUCAGAAGCAGCGCGUGGCCAUCGCACGAGCGCUCCUCAAGGACCCGCGCAUCCUCGUGUUGGAUGAGGCAACUAGCGCGCUGGACGCCGAGUCUGAGAAGGUGGUGCAGGAGGCGCUGGACCGGGUGGUGACGGGUCGGACCGUACUGGUGAUCGCCCAUCGGCUCUCCACCGUCAGACACGCCGACUGCAUCGCCGUUAUCGCCAACGGCAGGGUGGCAGAGAUGGGCUCACACGCCGAACUGGUCAAGAAGAAGGGCCUAUACUGGGACCUGGUGAAACACAACACACUACAAGGCGAGGGUGGCGUUCAGGCCGACACUCGUUCAUUGUAACUACGGUGCCAGGGGCCUGUGGAGGCUUUAGAUACCAAUUAUAGUCUGUGAUCUAUGUAGACAGAGGAUAGGUGUGCCGGGAAUAGAGUAACGGGUAGGAACAACGAUGAAAACGAACAGCAGUUCGGUACGGUACUGGCUGCGGAAGCCGUCUUAUAUCAUGAACAGAAUGAUUGCCCGAUGUCCGUCUGUUUGUGUGCAGAAGUUUGUGGUGUUUGUAUACGGUCCAGCUGCGAGCGACCGGUCGAUCGCACGCCAGCGGGCGUUUUAGUCCGUGAGAGAUCCCGCCAGAUCGUGAGUCACUCGUGAGUCAUUGGUGAGUCGACAGUGAGUCGACGGUUAUUUGUUCACGCUUCGUGAGUCGCAUGACGACUCCAUGGCCUCGGCCCCGGGCCCGGUUUUAUGCAGUGCAAUCAGUGUUGGUACUUUGGAUUGAGUGGCGAAUGAGGUAGCGCGGGUUACACAAUUUUAACGGCUGAUCCACUCAGGUGAAGUAAUUUAAAGCAUACGAGGUGAAGAAAUCAGCGAUAGCUUGUGUCACGUCAGCAUAGAUAAUAUGCUUUACAAAUGAUUUGUAGUGCCAGUUGAUACUCUCAGAUACUGGAGUGUGACGCGUUACCCAGUAUUUUUAGGUGGCACUCUGUGAUUGCUCGUUAGUGUGAAUGGGUUAUAUCAUCCACAUCGUGGGCGUGUAUUGUAUUCUGUGGUGUCACAAUCAAUACCUCAAUGGAGUGAUCAAACAAUACACCCAUGCAUUAUCUUUUGAUCA
This is a messenger RNA of Amphibalanus amphitrite, 4055 nucleotides long. RefSeq names its product mitochondrial potassium channel ATP-binding subunit-like. Gene Ontology annotation, cellular component: membrane. The coding region runs from base 1064 to 3286 and encodes 740 amino acids. The record is from RefSeq and is a predicted model, not a curated record. The transcript has 13 exons. NCBI's taxonomy places the organism in Eukaryota, Metazoa, Arthropoda, Thecostraca, Balanomorpha, Balanidae. Gene Ontology annotation, biological process: transmembrane transport. Gene Ontology annotation, molecular function: ATP hydrolysis activity; ATP binding; ABC-type oligopeptide transporter activity.